UCAUUCAUUUUAGAGAUAGAUAGAUAAAAAUUUAUUUUAGUCUUAGGAUUGGAGUUUAUAUAUCUACAUAUAUAUAUAUCGGUAUAUAUACUUCAGAUAUAACCAAACCCAUUUGUCAAUUUAGUUUUGUAAAAAAAAAGACAUCUUUCCCUUUUGUCAUUUUUUGGUUUUAGGGUUAAGCUUUUUUUUUAAGGUACAUUUGAUAGGUCUUGUCGUACUCAUCCUCAUCGACUAUUGUUAUUGUUAUCAUAUCAUAUCAUUGAUCCAUAGAUAAAGUCAAUUUGUUCAGCUUUACAUUUGCAUUAUAUCAUAUCAUAUAUCACCUUCUAAUUCAUCAAGAUGCUGCAUCCCGUUGAAACUAUAACUUCCAACGCUCCAGUUGAAUUGAAUGAUAAGAAUAAUGAAGAGUUCAUUCCAGGUACUCUUAAUAUCUAUUCCUUUGAAGUCGAUAAAGAUGAAGAACAUCUUCAUGAUAGAGAUCCAAAUUUUCAUAGAAUAAAAACAGUGGGUAAUAUUAUUUUAAUUCCUCAACCAAGUGAUUCACCAAAUGAUCCAUUAAAUUGGUCUCCAUGGAGAAAAGGGUUAUGUUUUGCUAUUAUUGCUUUCAUAACAGGUUUUACUGCUGCUACUUCAAAUGAUGCUGGUGCCGUUCAAGAUUCUUUUAAUGAAAUUUAUGGUAUUUCUUAUGAUGCUAUGAAUACUGGUGCUGGGGUUCUUUUUAUUGGUAUUGGUUGGGGAACAUUUUUCCUCGCUCCUUCUGCAUCUCUUUAUGGUCGUAAAUUUUGUUAUUAUGUUUGUAUUUUCUUAGGGUUAUUAGGAGCUGUUUGGUUUGCUGUUGCUCGUCGUACUUCAGAUACAAUUUGGUCUCAAUUAUUUGUCGGUAUUUCUGAAUCUUGUGCUGAAGCUCAAGUUCAAUUAAGUUUAAGUGAUUUAUAUUUCCAACAUCAAUUAGGUUCCGUUUUAACCGUUUAUAUCUUGGCUACAUCCGUUGGUACCUUUUUAGGUCCAUUAAUUGCUGGUUUUAUUGUUCAAUAUGCUGGUUUCAGAUUUGUAGGUUGGAUUGCUGUUUUCAUCUCCAUUGGUUUAUUAAUUGUCAUUGUUUUCGCUUUAGAAGAAACUGUUUUCGAUAGAACUACUUUUAGAGGUGUUAUUCAAGGUUUUGCUCCAACUGCAGGUGAAGCUAAUUCAGCUCCAAGUUUAACUUAUGAUGAUAAAAAACAAGAUUCUAAAGAAUUAACUAAUGAAGAAAUUUCAUUUGAAGAUGCUCAAAAAGCUGAUGAAAAGUUAACUUUAAAUAAAGCUAUAACUUAUGGAGCUAAUGAUCCACCAAAAUCUUAUUGGAAAUCAAUUCAAUUAAUUACUCCGGCAAAGAAUUUAAAAGGUUGGGGUAUUAAACAAUAUAUUUCUCAAUUAUUAUUAUUAUUUAAAGUUUUCUUAUAUCCUCCUGUGAUUUAUUCUGGUUGUGUUUGGGGUAUUCAAAGUGCUCUUUUAACUUUCUAUUUAACCGUAGAAGAUGAUGAGUGGUAUGAUCCACCCUAUAAUUAUGGUAAUGUUGGUGUUGCUUUAAUGAAUAUUCCUACUUUAAUUGGGGCUGUGAUUGGGUGUUUCUUUGCUGGUAAAUUAUCUGAUUGGUUUUCGAUUUGGAUGGCUAAAAGAAAUAAUGGUAUUCAAGAAGCUGAAUUCCGUCUUUGGUUUUUAUUCCUUCCUGCUUUAAUUGCUCCAGUUGGUCUUAUUUUAUUCGCUUAUGGUACUGAUAAUGAUUGGAGUUGGCCACCAACUUAUGUUGGUCUUGGUUUCAUUGGUUUUGGUUUCGGUUGUUCCGGUGAUGUUUCAAUGUCUUAUCUUAUGGAAUCUUAUCCUGGUAUGGUUAUUGAAAUGAUGUGUGGUGUUUCUGUGAUUAAUAAUAUGAUUGGUUGUGUGUUUACUUUUGCUUGUUCUCCAUGGUUAGCAGCUAUGGGUAAUACUAAUACAUUUAUCAUUUUAGCUGUUAUUCAAUUCCUUAUUAUGAUGGGUGCAGCUCCAAUGAUUUAUUACGGUAAAGGAAUUAGAAGAAGAACUAGAAAUUGGUAUCUUGAAUUCCUUCAAUUACGUGAUGGUCUUUAGAUUAUUUUAGAGUGUUAUAUAUAUUCUUACUUUCUCUUGUACUCUGUCAUUAUAUCCUUCAUUUCGUACUUACUUUAUUUAAUACCUUAUUUCUAAUAU
Messenger RNA from Scheffersomyces coipomensis, 2202 nucleotides. RefSeq names its product Hol1p (gene HOL1). Gene Ontology annotation, cellular component: fungal-type vacuole; plasma membrane. Gene Ontology annotation, biological process: transmembrane transport. Lineage: Eukaryota; Fungi; Ascomycota; Pichiomycetes; Serinales; Debaryomycetaceae. Bases 340 to 2103 code for a protein of 587 amino acids. The transcript has a single exon. The record is from RefSeq and is a predicted model, not a curated record. Gene Ontology annotation, molecular function: transmembrane transporter activity.